Klebsormidium nitens is the source of this 1524-nucleotide messenger RNA. The record is from the annotation of a GenBank genome assembly. Lineage: Eukaryota; Viridiplantae; Streptophyta; Klebsormidiophyceae; Klebsormidiales; Klebsormidiaceae.
AUGAAGCAGAUUUACAAUCAGGUCGUGACGCUCCACGAGAAGGGCGGGUGUAACGCGGUCAUUGAGUCCCUGCUCAAAGGUUUCUCGGUGAACCCAGUUCAGAACGCGCUAUGGGGUUGGAAGGGCGGCAACACGGAGUCCGGGAACGUCUACCGUUCCAUACUACCAGAGAUCAUGCACCAGCUCGACCACGGGGUUAUACCCAUGCUCUUUGAGCUCGUGGGCAACUACGCCAAAGACAAGUUUGGAGCCAAGAAGGGGAACAAGCGCCUGGCUUUAGCGAACAAGCGCUUCCUCUCUUUCCGAAACACACACCCCGGUCUCCGGCUACCCAACAUCGACUUCCUGGGCGGUUCGUCUUUCGUGACAGCCUUCGAGCAUCGCCACAGUCUGUCGGUGGCCGUGUACGCCGUCGUGGGCGUCUUCACGCUGCCCAAUGGCCGUGACGAGAUAACCCCGCUCUUUCGAGAUUUUGCUGAUGUGUACCUUGACUUCGCGGUCAGGCACAAAACGAGCGGUCACACUGACGAGUCCUUGGCCAAGGUAGACGCUGAUUGGGAUAGGGUCCUAGCUAAGAUGAAGAGGAUACUGCCUUACCAGGCUUCGGGUUGGGGCACCGUGAAGGUACACACGAAUGCGCAUUCUACUGAGUCUGUCAGUCUGAAGGGUCUUUCUGGGGAGUACUCUGCUGACAACUACGAGUCAAGUCAUAAGCGUACGGCGAAAAAUCCGUUCAGGGCUUCUAACAAAAACCAGAUGCAGAUGCAAAUGGUCAAACACGUGACUGACCGACUUCGCCUUCUAAAAGCGGGGAAAGACGAGUUCAUCCCAACUCGAAAGGAGACAGCUCUCCGGAAACGGGCGAGGGCCCAACGGACCAACCUCCUGAGCGUGAAAAGUCGCCCUCUUCGACUCUUCCGCCUGUCCAGUCAGUCCCUGCGGGACGGCAAUCGAGAUCCGGUCCUUCUCGAACAGCCCGAGCUCGUCCAUCUCGAGCGCGUACUUCGCGCGCAUCUCGGAGGAAACCCCCGAGGCAAUCAAGCUUUGCUCGCAAACCUUCCCACUGUCCAAGACGCCAAGGUCAGACGUCACAAGACGCUUGCGAUUGCGAGAGCACGGCAGCCUGACGGGAGUUUGAAGACGGAGUUAGCUCGGGCGAACCCAUGCUUCGGGCAGAACAAGCGGCCCGUUUUUAGCGACGUGGUCGUGAAUGGAGCUGGGCCGGAGCGGCAAGGGCAGCUGGCGCGAACUGAAUGGUAUGCACAGCUUCGUUUGCUGUUCACCUGUGUUGAUCACAGGGGAAUGAAGCGCGCCUUCGCUUUCGUCAAGUGGUAUCAAAGAACGGGCCCACAGGACGGGACCAAGAGCGUCCGGCUGAAAUGGGAGAUGGUGAAGGGGCUCGAUGGUGUCGAGCAGGUUCGAUACGACGUCAUAGGGCUCCAAACAAUCAAGCGGCUUGAGCACAUCCUUCCAGAUCCAAACAACGAGGGAUUGUUUUAUGUCAACGAAACUCGUUUGGUCUAG